Messenger RNA from Gordionus sp. m RMFG-2023, 2666 nucleotides. RefSeq names its product cullin-5-like. Gene Ontology annotation, cellular component: Cul5-RING ubiquitin ligase complex; SCF ubiquitin ligase complex. The coding region runs from base 17 to 2608 and encodes 863 amino acids. NCBI's taxonomy places the organism in Eukaryota, Metazoa, Nematomorpha, Gordioida, Chordodea, Parachordodidae. Gene Ontology annotation, biological process: SCF-dependent proteasomal ubiquitin-dependent protein catabolic process; protein ubiquitination. The record is from RefSeq and is a predicted model, not a curated record. The transcript has 16 exons. Gene Ontology annotation, molecular function: ubiquitin protein ligase binding; protein-macromolecule adaptor activity.
UAAAAGAUUUACCAUCAUGAAAAAACAAUCUAACAUUUCAUAUGAAAAGCAAUGGCCCCAAAUUGAAGUAUCAAUAUUAAAAUUCUUGAAGCAAGAGAAAAUUACUCAGAAUGAAUGGCAAGAUUUAUUUUGGAUUGUUCAUUCAAUUUGUUUAUGGGAGGAGUGUGGAGCUUUUAAGUUAUUGAAUGCUCUUCUUACCACCAUAAGAAAUUACCUCACUGUUUCACAUCUCACUCUUGAUGAAGGAAUUUACAAUGACAAUGAGCUUACAAGACGUUUUCUGGCAUUAUGGAAUUGUUAUUUCCAACAAUGCUCUUACCUACCUAAACCAUUUGCUCAAAUGGAGACCGUCAUCAAAACUCAAGUUGAGGGAAUUAGAACCAGAGAACUAAAAAAUGUGUUCAUCAAGGACCUCAGCGAUAGCAUAAAUUUUGCAAGCAAUGGUAAACUCAAUAGUACUGAUGACAUAAGCAUCUUUAAUUAUCUGUCUAGUUUUGGUGGUCGAGGGACUAUUCGAUGUGCAGAAGAAAAAUUAAUUAGAAAGCUCAUGAUCAGCCUAUGGAAUCAUUACGUUUUUAAUGUCUUAUCGCGUAAGAUCGUCGGACAAUGCAUGCAAUACCUAGAAUUCGAAAGGAGAGGGAUUGUCUCAUCCUAUUCGAGCCAAAUUAUAGGACUGAAAGAUUACCUUAUACAGGCGUGCGACGAAAAGGACAAUCUAACAAUGUACAGAAAAUAUUACGAAAAGGAAUACCUCAAAUCUGUACGCCUAUAUUAUUCGCCGUUUUGUAUGGACUACAUAGAAAGCAACGGUAUUAUAAGUUACCUCAAUUUUGCCGGAGAAAAAAUCCAAGAAGAAUACGGUAGAGCAUGCAAGUAUUUGGAAAUUUCAAAAGAGGAAUCUAAUUCAUUAUCUCUGAUUACGGAGGCUUGUGUGGAAGUGUUUGUAGACAAUUUCAAGGAAGUAAUCGUUGAAAAUGUUAACAAACUCAUCGCGGAAAAUGAUAUUAAAAACCUCAAUACUACUUACAAACUAAUCGUCAAAAGCAAAAGGAAUAUCAUAAGCGAUAUUCUUCCAAUCUUAGAAUCUCAUAUUUACAAAGACGGCGUGGAUGAUAUGGUAUCAUGUGCUUCUACCAUUUUAUCUGAUCCAGAAAAGUAUGUCGAAAAGUUGUUGAGUCUAUUCAACAAAUACACGAAUCUGAUCGAAACCGCAUUCCAAAAUGAUCCCAAAUUUUUGAUAUGCAGAGAUAAAGCUUUUACCUCGAUUGUUAAUGAUACAUCGAUCUUCAAACUGGACCUCACGAAAACCAAUACCAGUUCAAUCAUUCAACAACCUCACUACGAAUCCAAGUGCCCUCAAUUGCUAGCCAAUUAUUGCGAUAACUUGCUCAAAAAAUCCAGCCUUACCAGAAAGUAUAAUUACGAAGAAAUCGAAGCGAAACUCAAAUCUGUCGUUUUGUUACUGAAAUUCGUGAAAAGCAAGGACAUUUUCAUGCGCUUUUACAAAUCAAAUUUAACUCGUCGCCUCAUAUUGGAAAUCAGCGCUGAUAAUUCUUUAGACGAGCUCAUGAUUGAUAUGCUUAAAAAUACUGGUAUUUCUGCAGAUUAUAUUAACAAAUUAUUGCGCAUGUUCCAGGAUAUAAACAUUAGCAAAGAGUUCAAUUCAUUUUGGAAAUCUCAAACAAAGAAACCCGAACUAUUAGACAAAAUAAACGUAAAAAUUCUUAACACUGCCACUUGGCCUAAACCCCCGCUUCAAAAUUCGGCCUUUCUGUCUCGUGACAUCGAGGAUAUCAUUAUUCCAGAUUUCGAAAGCAAAUAUAACGAAAAAUACUCGGGCAGGAAGCUUAGAUGGAUUCAUUCCUUCUCUUAUGGGACGAUAAACUAUAAAACGCCUACCGGCGGAGAUUUCGAUUUGGACGUAACCACUUUCCAAAUGUGCGUUUUAUUGUGUUGGAACGAUAAUUUUCUCCUUCCUUCGGAUAGCAACACCCUCGUGAAUGACGUGAAAUCCAACAUGGCUCACGAUGCCCCUAACACCAAUCAGAAUACCGAAAAUCUCAAAUUUUCUAGGCUCAUAAGCUACGAAUCAUUGAAAAUAUCGACGGGACUGAUAGACAAGGAGCUCAGAAGAACUCUGGUCAGCCUCAUCUCUUGCCCCAGACAAAAGAGCCACAUAUUAUUGGUAAUCAAAAAUGUCGAUGAUAUGACGAUCGAUCUUGGAAACGUCGAUUUUACCGAUUCGACCUUGUUCAAACUAAAUCCAGAUUUCGUUAUGAUUCGCAAAAACAAUAGUUUCAAAAGAGGCAAAAUUAAUCUGAUAAGUCGUUGGCAAAGUUCCCUGGGUCAUGAUCCAUCUAUGGAAGAAGAGGAAAAAACAGAUUUAUAUAUGCUCAGAUCAUUUCGAAUUCAAGAGGCAUUAGUCAAGAUUAUGAAAACCAGAAGAUCUUUAACCAGUACUAAACUACAUACGGAAGUGAUAGAAAUUCUUAAACAUUCUUUUGUUCCCUCCUGGAAAUGUAUCAAGAAACAAAUAGAAUGGUGUAUGGAAAAAAAAUUUAUCCAACGGGACGAAGAGGAUAUGAAUACCUUUGUUUAUCUAGCUUAGAUAAAAUAUUAUGUUUAUAUAAAACUCGAUUAUUUUCUAAUAUGAUUUUUUUUUUAAA